AUUAUUCACUUCUCAUUCAACUCCUCUCUCUUUCUCUCAUCUACUUUCUUUGUAUUUUGUAAGCCAGAAAGUUCUCUCUUUUGGAACAAGAAAAAGAAGGCUUCUUUAAAUUAGCAAAAUGGCAAUGCAUCCCAUUUAUUGGGUGGCAAUUUUGCUGUCUAUAUGUUGCUGCACAACUUCAGCAAAUGCAGAUUAUGUGAAAUACAAAGAUCCAAAGCAACCAAUCAAUGCUCGAACUCGUGAUCUUAUGGGUCGUAUGACACUCGAGGAAAAGAUUGGCCAAAUGACUCAGAUUGAAAGGAGUGUAGCCUCCGGCGAUGUCAUGAGCAAGUACUUCAUUGGGAGUGUACUAAGUGGAGGAGGGAGUGUUCCUGCUCCACAGGCCUCUGCUGAGACUUGGAUCAAAAUGGUGAAUGAGUUCCAACAAGGAUCUCUCUCUACUCGCCUCGGUAUUCCUAUGAUUUAUGGGAUUGAUGCUGUUCAUGGUCACAACAAUGUCUACAAGGCCACUGUUUUCCCUCACAAUGUUGGAUUGGGUGCUACUAGGGACCCUGAACUUGUUAAGAGAAUUGGUGCUGCAACUGCAUUGGAAGUUAGAGCUACCGGAAUUCCUUAUGUUUUUGCACCUUGUAUCGCGGUAUGCAGAGAUCCAAGAUGGGGAAGAUGUUAUGAGAGUUAUAGUGAAGAUCCAAAAAUAGUCCAAAAAAUGACUGAGAUUAUACCAGGUUUACAGGGUGAAAUCCCACACAACUCAAGAAAGGGUGUACCCUUUGUUGGUGGACAGAACAAGGUUGCUGCUUGUGCCAAGCACUAUGUGGGUGAUGGUGGCACUACAGACGGGAUCAACGAGAACAACACGGUCAUAGACUUUCAUGGGUUGCUCAGCACUCACAUGCCAGGCUACUACAACGCAAUUAUCAGUGGUGUAUCUACAGUCAUGGUUUCUUACUCCAGCUGGAAUGGUGUUAAGAUGCAUUCUAAUUAUAAUCUCAUUACUGGUUUCCUUAAAAACACACUGAAAUUCAGGGGAUUUGUUAUAUCCGACUGGCAGGGCCUCGACAGGAUUACUUCACCGCCACAUGCUGACUAUCCAAAGUCUGUACUAGAGGGCAUUCACGCCGGCAUUGAUAUGAUCAUGGUUCCUUACAACUACACAGAAUUCAUUAGUAACCUAACCUCCCUAGUAAAGGAUAAUCAAAUCCCAAUGAGCAGAAUUGAUGAUGCAGUACAUAGAAUUCUAAGAGUCAAGUUUCAAAUGGGUUUAUUCGAGUACCCAUUGGCUGAUAACAGCCAAGUCCACCAGCUGGGAAGUAAGGAACACCGAGAAAUAGCAAGGGAAGCAGUGAGGAAAUCACUGGUGCUAUUGAAGAACGGGCAGGAAGGUGAUAAGCCAAUGCUACCUCUUCCUAAGAAAGCGCCGAAGAUACUUGUUGCUGGAAGCCAUGCUGACAAUCUGGGUAACCAAUGUGGUGGAUGGACUAUUGAAUGGCAAGGACUCAGUGGAAACAACCUCACUGAAGGGACCACGAUCCUUACAGCCAUUAAGAGCACAGUUGAUCCAAAGACAAAAGUAGUGUACAAAGAGAACCCUGAUAGCAACUUUGUCAAGUCCAACAAAUUCUCCUAUGCCAUAGUUGUGGUGGGCGAACCCCCUUAUGCUGAGACAUUCGGUGACAGCAUGAAUCUAACGAUAGCUGACCCCGGCUACAGCACCAUUAAAAAUGUAUGUGGGGCAGUGAAGUGUGUUGUCAUUGUCAUCUCAGGCAGGCCUGUUGUUAUCGAGCCAUAUGUUUCCAAGAUGAAUGCCCUUGUAGCUGCUUGGCUACCAGGAACUGAGGGUCAGGGUGUUGCUGAUGUUCUGUUUGGUGAUUAUGGUUUCACAGGGAAGAGCCCUAGAACUUGGUUCAAGAGUGUUGAUCAACUCCCUAUGAAUGUAGGUGAUCCACAUUAUGAUCCACUUUUCCCAUUCGGAUUCGGAUUAACCACGAAGCCUAGCAAGGGAUACUAGAAUUCAGCUAGGGUAGCCUUAGGCCUUGAUUUACAAUCCUAGUGAUCCAUCUUAUUGUUUAGUGAUUGUUAUUGAGAAAUGAGAAUAAUAUACCACAGUCAACUAAAUCUUCCAUGUCACAACUCACAAGGGAAGCAUGGCCUUUUUCUUAAAUAUAUGUCCCAACACUUGUAUAAGUGUUAAUUUUUUUUUCUAUUUUACUGAAAUUUUAGAGUGUCUUUACUCUGAUUGUCCA
Messenger RNA from Chenopodium quinoa (quinoa), 2243 nucleotides. Its product is annotated as beta-glucosidase BoGH3B-like. Gene Ontology annotation, molecular function: beta-glucosidase activity. Bases 119 to 2008 code for a protein of 629 amino acids. Lineage: Eukaryota; Viridiplantae; Streptophyta; Magnoliopsida; Caryophyllales; Amaranthaceae. The record is from RefSeq and is a predicted model, not a curated record. Gene Ontology annotation, biological process: glucan catabolic process. The transcript is spliced from 10 exons.